Messenger RNA from Striga asiatica, 1319 nucleotides. The record is from the annotation of a GenBank genome assembly. NCBI's taxonomy places the organism in Eukaryota, Viridiplantae, Streptophyta, Magnoliopsida, Lamiales, Orobanchaceae.
CGAAAUGGGGUAUAUGUGAACAGAAAAUUCCGCUUGUCGCCAGCUAGAAACUUCCGUUGCCAACUGUUCUAGGUAUCUACAGAUUGAAACAAUUUGAAAGAGAGAGAAACAGAAAAACACGGAAUUGAAUCGUAACCCGUUAAGUGAUCACUUGUAAUCAUAAAAUUAUAAUCCGAUAUCUUUCAGAUCGGGUCAACUACCCAGCCCGAACCCGAAAAGGAUGUCGUCCCGCAGAAGAGCUCUCCUCAAGGUUAUCAUCCUCGGCGACAGUGGGGUGGGGAAGACUUCAUUGAUGAAUCAAUAUGUGAAUAAGAAAUUUAGCAACCAAUACAAGGCUACGAUUGGGGCAGAUUUCCUGACAAAGGAGGUGCAGUUUGAGGAUCGGCUUUUCACUUUACAGAUAUGGGAUACUGCUGGACAAGAAAGAUUUCAAAGUCUUGGUGUUGCGUUUUACCGCGGUGCUGAUUGCUGUGUGCUUGUCUAUGAUGUCAAUGUGAUGAAAUCAUUUGACAAUCUUAACAAUUGGAGAGAGGAGUUCCUAAUUCAGGCUAGUCCAUCUGAUCCUGAAAAUUUUCCAUUUGUUGUGAUUGGGAACAAGGUUGAUGUGGAUGGUGGAAAUAGUAGAGUGGUGUCUGAGAAAAAGGCCCGGGCUUGGUGUGCCUCCAAAGGGAAUAUUCCAUACUUUGAGACAUCUGCUAAAGAAGGCAUCAAUGUUGAGGAAGCCUUUCAGGUUAUUGCAAAGAAUGCAUUGAAGAGUGGUGAAGAAGAGGACAUAUACCUGCCCGACACAAUCGACGUUGGUAGCAGCACUCAGUCGAGGUCAAAUGGAUGUGAAUGUUGAAACUAUGAUUCAAAACUUCCUGGGAUGCACCAAGAACAAUUAUCAUCCUUGUGUUUUCGUGGUCUUCCAAGUUCCAUUUUUAUCCUUGUAUACUAGUAGCGUUUGUUUUAGUGAAUUCGUCACUUCCAUUGAUUUUGGACUGGGUUGCUCUGCUCGUUCACUUCCCAUUGUAUUCUGUUCUCCUUUGCUUUCGACAAAUUUGCAUAGGUGUUGCUGAAGUUUUCAUGCAAAAGUUAUUGGCUUUUUUUCAAGUUUAUUUCCUUCUGCUAUAUAUGCCUUGAACGUGUAGUAUAUGUGAGUAUUGUGAUUAUCAAGUGUUCCAUGGGCAUGACCUUCAUCUUAGUGUGGAUGUCUUUAGCUUUUGUGUUUCCUUUUUUUUUUCAAAUUUAUUUUUUACAGCACUAAGUUUCAAGGGUGUUAUUACGAGUACUAUAAUUGAAGGAGAAAUAGAAAAUAACAAAGAAAAGUGGUAUGCGAC